AUGCAACUGGACAAAAAUUCUGCAGAUCUGUUGAGUGAACACACAAGAAUUAUUAUCUUCUUUGAUGAAGCAUCUGCUCUCCUUGACAAAUGUUUGAGCAGCCAUAUCUUAUUGGCAUUGACCUGGUGGAUGAUGGCCUAUAUUUUGGCAAUUUCCGGCACAAUUACUGCAGUUGAAAACAUUAUGAUAUGCAUUGGAGGUUCUGUAUUUCUUCAAGGAAAAUGCUAUGCGCAAGUGUCUGCCAAUAGCAAACAUUAUUACAUGAAGAUCUUCGACAUGAGGAAGCCAGAACCAGCACAUUCAAAGCUUGCGUUCAUUAGGUCUCCAAAUUUCACCCCACGAAAAUCAAAAAAGGUGCAAGCAGGCAGACCAGAAUAA
Messenger RNA from Paraglomus brasilianum, 378 nucleotides. Lineage: Eukaryota; Fungi; Glomeromycota; Glomeromycetes; Paraglomerales; Paraglomeraceae. The record is from the annotation of a GenBank genome assembly.